Messenger RNA from Gavialis gangeticus (Gharial), 4290 nucleotides. RefSeq names its product dual specificity phosphatase 4 (gene DUSP4). Lineage: Eukaryota; Metazoa; Chordata; Crocodylia; Gavialidae. The annotation marks the transcript as partial. The transcript is spliced from 4 exons. The record is from RefSeq and is a predicted model, not a curated record. Gene Ontology annotation, molecular function: protein tyrosine/threonine phosphatase activity; MAP kinase tyrosine/serine/threonine phosphatase activity. Gene Ontology annotation, cellular component: nucleus; cytoplasm. Gene Ontology annotation, biological process: protein dephosphorylation; endoderm formation; negative regulation of MAPK cascade.
AUCGUGCGGCGCCGCGCCAAGGGCGCCGUGAGCCUGGAGCAGAUCCUGCCGGCCGAGGCCGAGGUGCGCGCCCGCUUGCGCGCCGGCCUCUACUCCGCCGUGGUGCUGUACGACGAGCGCAGCCCCGACGCCGACUGCCUGCGCGACGACGGCACCGUGUCCCUCGUGCUGCGGGCGCUGCGCCGCGACGCCGAGCGCGCCGACGUCUGCCUGCUCGCAGGAGGCUACGAGAGAUUUUAUUCCGAGCAUCCAGAAUUCUGUGUGAAAACAAAAUCCCUGAGUAGCAUUUCCCCACCAGCCAGCGCUGAGCCUUUGGACCUGGGAUGUGGCUCCUGUGCAACACCCCUGCAUGAUCAGGGUGGCCCUGUGGAAAUCCUCCCCUUCCUCUACCUUGGCAGCGCAUACCAUGCAGCCCGGCGGGACAUGCUGGACACGUUGGGGAUCACAGCCUUGCUGAAUGUUUCUUCGGACUGCCCCAAUCACUUUGAAGGACACUAUCAGUACAAGUGCAUCCCGGUGGAGGAUAACCACAAGGCUGACAUCAGCUCCUGGUUCAUGGAAGCAAUAGAAUACAUAGACUCAGUGAAGGACUGCCACGGCCGGGUGCUGGUGCACUGUCAGGCUGGCAUCUCACGCUCCGCCACCAUCUGCUUGGCCUACCUGAUGAUGAAGAAGCGAGUGCGGCUGGAGGAGGCCUUUGAGUUUGUCAAGCAGCGCCGGAGUAUCAUUUCCCCCAACUUCAGCUUCAUGGGUCAGCUGCUGCAGUUUGAGUCCCAGGUGUUGGCGACAUCAUGUGCUGUUGAGGCUGCCAGCCCCUCAGGGACCCUACGGGAACGUGGCAAAGCCAACUCCACACCAACAUCCCAGUUCGUCUUCAGCUUCCCAGUGUCUGUGGGGGUCCAUUCCACCCCCAGCAGCCUCCCCUAUCUGCACAGCCCCAUCACCACUUCACCCAGCUGUUAGCCUGUGGCAUCAACUAGGAUGAGGGUGACGACAGUGGUGUCACAGAUGCCUUUUUGCAGGCAAGGACACUGACCAGGCUGAGUUGCCUGGGAACUGCCAGCUGCAAGGCCAUAAGACCCGGCGUGAACCGCUGAAUGGCCAAGCAAAACUCCUUGACCAAGAGCAAUAAUGGCUGACUUUGCCACUGGUUUUGGACUCUGUGUGUGUGUGUGUGUGUGUGUGUGUGUGAGUGUGUGUGCGUGUAAGUGUGCAUAUGUCUUUGUUUUCUUAGAGAAAUUUCUUACCUCAUUUUUGUUGUGGUUUGUUUUUGUUUUUUUUUUAAGCAGGAGGCUUGAAGUUGUGAAAUCCACAAAUCCUGACAAUGUGUCUGACCAGUUUUGCUUGGGAGAAAAAAGUACCAUUUCCCAAAGUGCCUGGUUUUGAUUUUUUUCCUGAUUUCUGCCCCACCCUCCUUUAAAAAAAAAAAAAAAAAAAUUCCCCUGCCUGCCCCUAGGAAAAAAAAAAAACUUUUUUUUUUUUUUAACUGGGGCAAGGGGAUAUUUAUUGCAAAACUUUCUUCCAGUUAUUGAAUGCAGCAAUUGUGCUACUGGUGACAAUUGUAGAGCCUAUUUAUCUUGAACUGUGAGCACAACAGCAGCAUGCAGGUUUCAUGCAAGUUUCAAAGUAACUAGAGAACAAGUUGGUUGCUUGCAUGUCUGUGCAGACUAGUGCAGUGACGGUGGAGCCAUCUCCUUCACUGGAGGGACAUGAGUUUCCUUGAGUCUGCAAUAACACAGGCUGGGGGAGGGGUUCCCUUGCUGGACACAGGGGACUUGUGAUAAUAGGAUCACUUCAAUCACUGCACUGCAAUGGCGUCCACAGGACUUCCACCUGAGGAUCAAUGUGUGGACUUAGUGGGUAGCAUUUAGUCCUAGUGCCCUGUUUCCUUCCUUGUCUGGCUGGGUACAGCUUUGUAGUCAUUUAUUUUGAACUAGACAAGGUUGAUUUGUUUGCUGUGAAGUGCUUGUGAUGUUGCUUUGCUACAUGCACCAUGCUCAUCUGGACCACCGCAUAUGUCUGAGCGUGAGGCAGGUGGGGAUUUAUGAAGUAAGAGCCCCGAAUGCACGCUGAAGGGCAGUCCUCUGGCCAUAGGGCAUGAGGAACAUGUUGGGAAGCUUGCGUCUGAGGCGCAAUGGCAGGCUACAUAACUUACAAGCACCUGUGACUGGGUUCCUGCACUUGAACAGAAUAACUCUUAUAGUGUGAGGGGUUUUCUUGUGCUGGAGUAGUGCCCUUUUACCACUGGAGAACACAGCUCCCUGUGUCAGUGCAGGUGUCCUGCUCUUCUCAGGUGGCCAUUUUCCAACUGUAAAGUGUGCUGUGUGAUUGGGUGGUGUCCUUUGCUGUGCCCCCAUGAUUCAAAGCCAUGAUACUUGUAAUGCCAUGCUAGAAACACCAACUACUGUGCAGCAGUGGAUCCACCCUAUACUCAGACUUGGCCUUUCUGAUACUGUAUUUGCUAGAACUGUGGUCAAUAGCAUUCUUGUGCCACGGUGUCACCAGAUUCAUUCUAGCUUGCAGGUUACUACCGCAAGGAACCAACCUUUGGUUCAUUGGCUUAAUUCCCCUUUGCUUUAGUGAACCCCAGAUACGGGCCUUGCUUUGUUCCCAGUAGCAAACUACAAUUUCCCAGCCUAAUAAGCUCAAAAACUGAGUAGAGAGGGGCUGCAGCUGACUUGGCCACUUGCUGUAUAGGGGGCCAGUGGAAAGCCUGUAAAACACAAGAGUGGUAUCUUUUGUAUGCUCCCCUUUCCAGCCUACAUCACAUAGCAACUUAUCUUCUACUUACCGUGUUGCAACCCAUGCUAACAUACCCACCAAAGGAAUGAAGUGUUGGUUCCCUCCAAGGGAAAGAAGGCAGGUCAUCUCUUGCUCAAUGCUGAUAUGUUAAAUGCAGAUAUUUUGAGCCAGUUUUCAGACUGGGCAAUCAGGGUGAACCCUGAAGGUGUUUAGGUUCUUAAAAGGCCUGCUGCUUCUCUCUUAUUUUUUCGCAUGUGCAAGUCUUUUGUAAUGGCAGCUUGAAACUGAGCCACACCAAAAAAGAGCUUGUUGCCUGGCAGAAGCUGGUAGCUGCUGGAAUAUGAGGUCUGUUGCAAGAUGCUGGCUGGAUAUCAGCAAAACUGCAUUGCAUGUGAUUCCACCAUUGUGCAACCAUCUCCAUGUAUUCGGUGACCCUUUCUUAGCAGUGUGGUUCAUAAUGGUUCCCUACUUAUCAAGUUCCACUGCCCAUGGGCUGAAGGAGUUCAGGGUCCAUGGGUGAGGAAUCGACCCAGAUGAGCCACAGAAGACCCAGAAAACAAAUGCAUCUGAGCUGUCUGGUCGCUUGGUCUUUGUCCUCUUUGCGGUUUCUUUCAUCCAGGACAUGCUGAGCACCUUGUGUCUGCUGUUAUGGCAAUAGCAGAUUACCCAGUGAGCGUCAGCCCAGGCUAUGUCUGCCAGUCAACUUGUACAGCAUGUUUUUAGCAUCUCUUCCCCAUAGUCUUCUUCACUGUGGCAGGACAGAAGGACCACUAAGAAGUCCAAUAGAGAAGCAGAAGUCAGUGCCUGGUUGUGUGUCACUAAUGUCAUGGGGACUAUUAACAAGCUAGCCUUGUGUGCAGUAUUUUGCAUACAAGAUACAUUGACACUGGGCAUUUGGAAGCUUCCAUUGCCUAGGGCUUCCUCUUCUAAGGGUCUGCUUAAAGCCCAGUGUAGGUGAGGAGCAUCUUUCACCAAGUGUGGAACUGGGCUGAAUGCAGAUGGGACCUCAGGUUAACAUGUGAGAUCCUAAAUAUUAAUGUGCUUAUCGAGAAGCUGGCAGCCCCCACUGGUGCUGCAGUGUUUGCUAGGGGCAGGUCUUUGUGGCCUAAUGCCGCAAGCUCUCUGCGCACAAACUCUGCUGUGCCUGGAUAUGCAAAUUGCAUUGUAGUAUUUGUGGGUAAUCAUGGGCUCUUCUGCUGGGAGAUCUCCUGUCCAGCACUUUAAGGAACAGAAGCCCCUGCUGGGAGCACUUGUGGCUGGCUUGGAUGUUUGCACAGACUGCCUGUCUCUGGCCAAGAUGGCUACUGAUGCUUUGGGCAGGGUCACCUUCCUGAGGAAGAGGCUUUGGAUCCAAUUCAGAGAGUAACGCAAUAUUCUCUUAACUCCUGUGCAGAGCCUCAUCUCUCCACACGAUCCAGUUUCUACACAGGAUGUGUGUUUUAUGUGUUUGUACAUAGAUGUUUGGUUUUUUUAGAAGUUGAUGUUUUUGUUCUUAUUUAUUGCCUGAGAGAGAGUUCAUUUGGAGACAAAUAAAUGCAUUUUCAGCAG